CGAUCUUCCGGAUGUGAGAAUGCCCGUAAAAACCCCCGUAGGAUGCGAACCGUUCGGCCAAGACAGCGUAUUUACGCUCGCCAGUUCAAAUCGGUCGGUCGUCGGGUACGCACGUGGAUGCAAGAUCUUCCCGUUCAGCGGGUUAGCGCGUAGACGAGCCAACGUGAAACGCGUGUGUGAGUGUGUGCAGUGCAGUGGUGGCGUUGUAGUGAUGGCACGUACCUUACACAGGUAAAACGGGAAGCAUGGGAAAAUAUUAAACACACGAAGUUGCACACGAAGCGCAAGUAAUGAUAAUUGAAUUUUCAUCCAACCACCACCAUCCACCACCAUCAUCUGCGAAGGGUUGAGCGUGUAGUUGAGGGUUAGCCCCGGAUAACGUAAUCAAACAUCGACCGUGGCAAUAGGCAAUGGUGUAAAGGGUGCGCGCUAGUGCUUUCUAGUGGUUCCCGCAGCGGUUUUCACAUCUGGGGUGUGGUGCUACGUGGAAAACAAAUCAAACGAGCAGAAAUCAACCAUCAAGACCGUGUGAGAUAGAGAGCGAACGAGAGCGUGCCGGAACGUCGACAAAGGAACGGUGAAAGAUGCUUCGCAAUUGUGGUUGCUUUCAGCGGGCACGGCGCAGUUCCAGCUUCGAGGACUCGUCAUCCUGCCGGUCGUCGGAGAUUGAGCGGGGUGGCGAGAUGACACCGCACAGUGGCAGCCUGCUGAAGCUGUUCACCUCGAAGGGUUGGUGCCGGCAGUGGAGGAAGAGUGGCCGCGGCAUGAGCAUGACCAAGAUCGAGCGAACAAUGAAGGCGGCCAUCCUUAUACAGCGUUGGUAUCGACGGUUUCUGGCCCGGAUCGAGAUUCGGCGGCGCUACACGUGGACCAUCUUCCAGAGUAUCGAGUAUGCGGGCGAGCAAGACCAAGUACGGCUGUACAACUUUUUCAACGCACUACUUACGCACAUUCCAGAGACAGCCGGUCGGCCGCUCGACUCGCAAAACACGUCCCGUUCGUCGUCCGCAGAGGCACUGAAUAUGAAAUUUUCCGACGAAUCGGACGAUCUAGCCGACGAGGGUAUUGCCGGACCGGAGCGUGGCUAUCAGGGGCCGGAAAUCAAGUUCCCGCUCGACAAAAAGGAGCUGGAAGUAAUAAUCGAUCUGUUCCGGAAGAAGAAAAACCGGCUGCACGCCAAGUAUGUGGCCGGCAUACUGCGGGAGGCAACCUCGAAGCUGAAGCGCCUGCCGAACCUGAACCAGGCGUCGACCGCCAUCUCGAAGCAGGUUACGAUCUGUGGCGAUUUGCACGGGAAGCUGGACGAUCUGCUGGUCGUGUUCCAUAAGAACGGGCUACCAUCGCCGGAGAACCCGUACGUAUUCAAUGGGGACUUUGUCGAUCGGGGCAAGAAGGGGCUCGAGGUGCUGCUGCUGCUGCUCUGUACGUUUCUGGUGUUUCCCGGCGGUGUGUUCCUGAACCGGGGCAACCACGAAGACACGGUGAUGAACGCCCGGUACGGCUUCAUCCGGGAGGUGCACCAGAAGUACAAACACAACGCCGAAAGACUGCUGAAGCUCAUCGACGAGGUGUACCGGUGGCUUCCGUUAGGGACGAUAGUUAACAACCGUGUGCUGGUCGUGCACGGUGGCAUUUCCGACUCGACCGAUCUGGAUCUCAUCCGUAGCUUAGACCGUGGAAAGUAUAUAUCUCUAUUAAGGCCACCGAUCACCGAAAGUACUGCUCCCGGUGCCGAAAUCAUCGACAAGGUGGAAUGGAAACAGGUGUUCGAUAUACUGUGGAGCGAUCCCCAGCAUACCGAGGGCUGCCGGCCAAACUCGUUGCGAGGCGCCGGUACGUACUUCGGACCGGACGUAACUAACAAGUUCCUACAGCGCUACAAGCUCCAGUAUCUGGUCCGUUCGCACGAGUGCAAACCGGACGGGCACGAGAUAAUGCACGGCGGGAAGGUCAUUACCAUCUUCUCCGCCUCGAACUACUACGAAAUCGGCUCGAACAAGGGUGCGUAUCUGAAGCUGGAUCCCCAGCUAGACACACACUUCGUGAUGUAUACGGCGGCCGCCUCCAAAACACGGAAGCUAACAUUCCGGCAGCGGGUCGGGCUGGUGGAAAGCUCCGCGCUGCGAGAAUUGGCAGCUAAGCUGCGCGAACGGCGGAUAGAGCUGGAGCGGGAGUUCAAAUCGCGCGAUCCGGAUAAUAAGGGUGUACUGACGCUAGCGAAGUGGUGCGAAGCCCUGGAGAGUGCCACCAACCUUGGAUUGCCGUGGCGAAUGCUGAAGGAUAAGCUUGCGCCCGCCGAUAAUCCCACUGCCAGUUCGGUCGCAACCGUGACGGAAGUCAGCUACCGGAAGACGCUGCAUCUACUCGACACGGACUCUUUCAAAUCGGCCCAGAACGGUACGACCUCGGUGGCGGAAUCGUUGUACAAGAACAAGAGCAGCCUGGAAGCGAUCUUUCGCAUCCUGGACAAGGACAACUCGGGCCAGAUCUCGCUGGAGGAGUUUGGCGAGGCGUGCGAACUGCUGCGGCGGCACUUUCCGCACAACACGCACGAACAGCUGCUCGACAUGUGCCGCAUGAUGGACAUCAACAAGGACGGGCUGGUCGAUCUGAACGAGUUCCUGGAAACGUUCCGGCUGUGCGAAAACGCUAAGGAGCAGCUGCUGACGAGCCUGGAGGAGCGGGCAAACGCGGAAAGCAACGGGAACGGGCAGUCGGACGGUGUGGAGCAGGAGGCCGGCCACCUGACGUCCCAAAGCAACGGGAGCACCAAGGCGGCUGGCGAGCUUCCGGACCGGAAUGGGAACUGUGCAUCAAAGACUGCGGAUCACGGCAAGUCGGAUGGUCGCCGGCGAAGCAAGAAGCGGGCCAGCGGUAAGCGAAGCAAUGGGCAGACGAACGGGGUGCCGGAAGCGGAUGAGGACACGGACGACUACGAGGACUACGAGACGAACGAGGAGGCGGUGGACGAGAGCAGGGAGAGCAGGAGCGUCGGAGCGGUGAACGGUACGGUUAUAAACUCAUCCAACACUGCCGCAGUCGCUAACAGCACCGCCAACGGUGAUACUCACAAGGACACCAUCGUCUCCUAAAAGGGGACGCUGCUUCUGAGUGUUUUUUUUUUCCUAUUUCUAUGUCUCUCUCUCUGUGUAUGUAUGUGCGUGUGAAUAUGCGUGUUUUUGUAUGUGUGAUUCCGAUCUCCAAAGUACCUCCAUCCCUUUAUCGCUCGUGUUUCUAUCGCUCUCUCUCUCUCUCUUCCUAUCCUCCUUACACGGUUUGGGUACACUUGCAAUAGACAGGUUGGCAACUCCAAACGUAAAAAAGAUCCAACCGUGUCGAUCAGAUGGCAUCAGAGAAAGAAGGUCGAAGGGAAAACGGUACCGGUCGCCCACUGUUGCACAAUUUACAGUUUAUCAAUGUUAUUUUCUGAUCGCUGUUACAAGAUGAAGAUGCAGCUUCAAACAGUUAGUUUGUUUCGCAUAUCAAGUGCAUUUUUUUUCACUCAACCAGCAUGCAGCAGCUGCUUCCGAGAAUCUGGUCUUUGAGCGGGUAAGUAAAGCUUUUAAAAUAUAAGAUUUAUGGAGGAUUCGCCAUAAAGUAUUUUAUGGAUACGGAGGACAUCAUUGGAACACGUCAGUAAGGCUGGAAUCAUUAGACACAUCCCAAGACUUCAUCCGUCAAAUCUCAUACAAAGUUGUACGACUAGUCUUAAACGACUGAGUAGUGACUACAGUCUCAGUCGUAAGUCGUUAGUCGUUGAGCAGCAUCAGUUAGAUUUUCUCCUCGAAAUUUUAGUUGUUAUCUUUCGAGAAAGUUACGAGAAAAUGAAAGCAACACCCUUAUUAAUUACCACAAACGAUCUCACAGCGAUCGAAUCGAAACCAAGAUCUGAAAUGGUUUAACAACUUUAUUUGAACGUAAUCUCAACAAAGUAUCUCACAAACAAUGAUUUUCUAGAAUUAAUCAACCCACCCCCUAAAUAAGGGAUAUUUAUGUCAGUAAAACUUCGAAUCAAGCUUCAUCAAAUACGUUCUCAGAAAUGCAGUUAUGUUUACUUUCUUGCUAUUAUUGUCGGCACUGUUUGUGACGCGCUUCUCCACUAAAAAACAGGUGAAGUCAGACGGACUGCUCCCGGUUGUUCGGGUUGAAAACAUAAAGUUCGGCCUUUGGUAGUUUUCUCCGAAUUUAAAACCUCGAAUCAAAUUUUGAACUAGGUUUGCAACUGUGGUUGACGUUUCCGGAAAUAAAGAACCUGGUAAGCGGAGCCAUUCCCAUGCCGUUGAUCCCUUCCUAGCUCGCUCUUGCAUAUACAGCACGGGUAGUUGGUAAUAUAAGAACUUUACGAACUUUUGUACAAUCCUUGCGGAAUGGUUUGACUUGAUUCGUUCUUCUCUCACCUCACAACACCUAUCAUAUGUUGAACCGUUUUCGAACGGUAGACUCUAGCGUUCGACAUUGAAGUGGAACGAAACGUCAAUCACUGUCACAAACGUGAGAGAAACUUUCAAAAGGCUUCGACUGUGUUGGUUGAAAGCGGAGUGUAUUUUACAUAUUUGUGAUCGCAAUUUCAUAAAUAUUGAUUUGUACAGUAGGAAAAAUAAUGGGAUUAGUCCUCGUUAUUCUCUGAGGGUAAGAAGCUGGUUAGCCCAAAUGUAUAUGAUCCAAUUUUUAUAGCACUUUUUAUAGCAACAAAUAUGCGCUUCUUAUAGACAUUGUUUGGGUGUGGAAAAGCAAAACAAACAUGGCGAGCGAACAAAAGAGGCCAUCACACACGCUUCAGGCUAAACGACAAACAAUCUAGCACUUUCCGGCAAGUUCCAUUACGCGCGGAGUAAUUAACCAGCAGCCAGGUAGCGCAAGCAUGCUCGUAAUUGUGUAUACUUUGUGAAGCUCAUCACUCAACGCGGCGAGUGCGUGUUUGCGUGUGCGUCUGCAACUCCAACAAAACCGUCAGGAAGCGAAUAAUUGCGAUUAGCCAUCUUAUCCACCCGUGUGGGGUAUAUAGCACAUAUGAAAGACAAAGCCCUGCUUAACUCACCCACAUGCAGACAAGUUUGGCGCUCCGAACUUUUUGCUUCAUUUCCGUCUGUAAUCAACUGGAUAAAUGGCACUCUUUCCGGUGUUCCCGCGUGGCGAGACCCCGUGUGCCAGCGUAGGUGAACCGUUAUUCAUCAAACGAGCCGCACGCCGCACGUGGUGUAUUUUUAUACACACCUUCAGGGCACCGUUCUGUAGCGGCUGUACUUUGUUAUUUUUCUUACCAUCUUGCGGUGUGGUGGGGAGCACGAAUGCUCGGUGGUGGUUGCGUACAUUGUGCCGCUGAUUAGCGGGCGAUAGACAGGUGAGCACGGAAAGCAUUACUUUUAGUGGUGGUUAGCGGUUUGCAGGCUAGUGUUAAAUGGCUUCAAUUAUCGUUCGUCCAUAAUUAUCUACAUGCAGCUUUCGCCAGGGUAGGAGUCAUCUGCUGGUUUUUAUUUCGCUUCUCUUCUACUAAUGUUUAUUCGUUGUGAUGGUGUUUAAAAGUUAAGCAAAGCUUUAAGCGAAUUUAAGCUUUUUCUUCUUCCUAUCAUUUUGUCAUGAAAAAUUGAAGACACUCUUCUCAUUCUCAAAAUAAUUAUCAUCCAUGUUCAUUUUCUUUUUUCGCUGUUUGAUGCUAUCAACAGUCACCAUUUCUAAUGUGCACUUAAGCUUCAGCCCCACACUCUGCUUCCCAGCUGUUCGUCUUAAUGUCAUUAAUGUCAAUAAUGUGUCACUUUACUUGCGCCGGUACUGUACAAUGGAUGUGUGUGGCUGUGUGUGUGUGUAUGGCCAUCGGAAAGCCACUCGUUGCCGUCAUUCACACAUUUGCCGGCAGACUUUAACAAUGGUGCUGAAAUGAAAAGGAGGGCGAGAAAGCUUCCCACACUUCACUCCAAAACACCGCAAGGCGGACUUUGAUUCUUAUACUUUAUUAUGUCUCCAUUCCAUUCUCCUCGCUUCGAUUCUUCCGCUCUAAAUGGUCUGCCAGAAUAGGUGUGUGCGUGUGUGCUAAAUUUUCAUUGGGCCAUUAGAUAAAGAUUUUACGCGCGUAAGAGAGAGCGACACGAACGAUGUCAUUACACUUCGUUAACUUAUCGAGCAGACUAGACUGAUUUGUUCUGCAGUGACUGGUUUGCGCGUUAAGUGGUCCAUUUCGAAGUCAAAUAUCUUCACUGCUCUGAGCGCUGUCCGAUCUACGGUGCUACACGUUAAAAUAAUGUCUCCAUUUCAGCAUGGUUCAGUUCAGAGUCGAAGUCGUGUUUCAGGUUUAAUUCGAUUAGAAACACAAUUGAGGGCUCACUUCUAAGGAGGAGAGUUUUCUUGGAAGAGCUUUUGAGAAGAAAAGUGCUAUAAUUCGUAUUGUUGCUCUAAAUGAAAAGUUAGGAAAGGCUUUAAAAAUGUGAUGAAUGCCGGGGAGGUUUGUAAGAAACCUUUCAUGCAUUUAAUGUAUUUAAUUAAAUAUAAUUUUAAUAGCACCUUCCAGUGUGGGGAAUCACUUUUGUUCCGGAGGCGUAUUUUAAAUUGCUUAACGAACUUAAAAUCUCACUUCUUUUCGAUCAAGCAUCGAUUAUAUUUCUCUUGUGCGUGAUGGUGACGCCUGGUCGUUUGUUACCUCAUGCCAUACGAUACGAUGGAGACGCCUAGUACUUUUCAGUCGCAAGACCUCGAAAAGUACCAGGCGUCUCCAUCGUAUGCGAGAUUGACCGAAUAUUGUGUAUUAUUUUUAUGAUUCUCCGAAAAUGGUCAUUUUUUCUUGCAUGUAUCAAUUUAAAAAUCGAUAAACUGCUCCCACCGUUCCCACCGAAAGCUUAAGUGUCGUUUAGCGCCCCAACGGCUCAAUACCAUUUCCCUUCUUGUGUUUCAGCUAUUCGAAACAGUAUUGUGGAAGUAUUCUCGUUGAACGUUUUAGAAAAGCUUUGAUUCUUGAGUUUUUUUUAAUCAAAAGUCUCGCCCGAUUGUUUUUUGCCUCUGCUUUAUUUUGCGGAAAGCUGAUUACGGCAUAAAAGUUCCCAUUUUUUCUCACGUACCUGUGCCGGUGGUGAAGAUCAAAGCUGGUGCAAUCAUGCCGCAUGCCAAAUGUGAUUUGUACGGUGCCACGUGCCGGUGUGGACUGGCAAAACUUUUCCUUCCAGUCCUGUGGUUUUCCAGUGGCUUUUCUUCGCAUUUUUGUGUCCCGGUUUUUCUAGGAAAAGCGAGCACGGUUUGCAGCGUUUUAUGAGAGUGAUCGAAAAAUUCCAGACAGAUGAGCAUGUGAGUGAGUUAAGAAGAGCGAACGAAACGAAAGUGAAGCAAUAAUUUGGUUGGAACGUUUCAAUUUCUUUUCCUGGUGCGGCUUGAAGAUACUGAACGAAUCAAGAGGCAGGUUGUGUGAAUGUCAAAAAAUGAAAUGACACGAAAUGAAUGUAAAGUAUGCAAACACUCCGCGCGGAAGAUAAAAUUAUUCUCAUCCGGUAAAGUUGCUGGUUUGGGUGAAAGAAUCGUGGGGUGAACUUUCAACUGAAUUCAACCUGCCUAAAAAGAGGGAGGCCUUUUUUCGCGGCACUUGUUCAUCGUGUGAGCGUGUGUGUGUGAACAGUUUCGGAGAAAUAAUUUCCCCCGAUAGAGUUGAAAGCGCAAAGUGUAAAAUUCAAUUUAAAAUAAAUCUUUGCGAAGAUCUGGUUUGUAAAUGAACAUGUCACGGUUGAGAUGGGAAAACAAGCGUGAGAUCAUUUUCCUUUAAUUAAUUUACUUCAAAUGACAGCGUUGGGGUUGCAAAAUGGUUCAAACUUACUUUUCACCUUGACAUUCAAAAUAUUGGGACAAUGUUUUUCGAUUUAACUUUUGAUCAAAACUGUGCUCCAUCUUUGCACCACCACAGUUUGGAGCAUGGUUUACAGUGGAAAGCUUCAUUUUUUCUGUGGACAAAAGAGGGAAUAACGUUUGUAUUUACAAACGACGCGUCGAUUCGCAAAGUUUUGAAUCUGUUUGACGCUUGGUGUUGGGAAGGUGCGGAGUCAAACUUUUGAAGCGAAUCACAUUUCAGAAAAAAGUUUAACAUAAAAAAGUAAAAUGAAUUAUGAUUUGAAACAUUAUGGCGAGAAAAUGUCAAGAGUCAAUAGCGAUACCGUUUGUUUUCAUUGACUGAUUCUUAACUAUAAAACCACAAAGAGGAUUUAUUUUUCUUGACUUUGUUAGUAGGAGAAAGCGCAGCGUUUCUUUAAAAUUGGCUUACAUCUUCCAAAAAUACUUCGUCUAGCAUACCAACUGUGAUUUAAUCCCCCUUUUGCGGAACAUGCGGUAAGCUUGCAGUUGUGCACCAUCUUAAGCACUGCACUUUCUUGAUGUGCACCAGACCCUCCCCGCGCUCCUCCCCUCUUCCAGUGCAUUCCAUACAUGGCUAUGCAAAGCAUCGUGUUUAAGCUUCAUUGCAGCUGGAAUUGUGAACAUGCCACUACCGGGUAAGCCGCUUACCAGACUCCGAGCUUUCUUUUCGCUGAAUCGUUUCCUUGCACCCGACGGACGGUGUACUGGGAAAGUUGUACGCUUUCUGCUCACCACACCGAGCUUCUUGAGAGCGUGCUGCUGAGCUCUGUUCGUGCAGCGGGGACGCAACAUUCCCGGAAGCAGUGGACAAGAAAGAUGUGUGGCUUUUUAAAAAUAAGUUUCUCUCUCUCUCUCUGUCAUUAACCAAAUACAACAUUCGUUCGUUUUAACCUUUCUUCCGGGUUUGUUUUUCGCUGUUUUAUGACAAAAACCGGUGCAAUGAUUUGCAGAGAAUUCUCCCAAAGGUCAACGCUGGGCGGAAGAGGUACGACCAAGGCCAAGGAUUGCAUUUGCGUAGAUGAUGCAGCUACCGGUGGGCGAUCGGUGCUGAACGGUGAAAUUACGAUUGCGUGUGAGAAAUGGAGGAGAAAUGUUGCUUUUAGAAUUGAACUAAACGCAAAACCAAUACAGACAUGAUGAAACGAACCAUUUGGGAACAAUGAAUACACCGACUCUUAGAUGUUAUCGAUCCUAUACACGUUUAAAUGUUACCAAACUAAACCACAAAGAAGGAAUAUAGAAAGGGCAUUAGAAACAGCGCAAAAUGAGUCAGGAAGACGAUAAGAAAAUUAAAAAGGAAAGAAGAUGAAAGAAAAGUAAAUAAAUUUUAAAUACAUAAAAAAAACCCCACUCAACCGAAACACGACGGUUUCCUGGUGUUAGUAGUAACCAAACCAAAAUACUCUAAGUGGUCGCGUACGCGUGGUGAUGGAAACAAAUGUUAGAAACAAAAAAACUGAAACAAAACCGACAAAAAAUAUCAUAAACAAAAGUGAGUUGGCCAAAGUGUGAGAUGAAGGGCAAAUUUUAUGCUAAAAUCAUGCAGAAGAAGAAAACAACAACAAAACAUCAAAGAAGUAAAAUUUUUAGGAUAAAGAAAAAUAAACCCAUAUUUAAGCUACUCUAAAGAUCCGUAAGCACACUAACACAUCCACUCUGCACGGAAAUAUUCCCCCUUUUUCGAUCUUCAUAUUCGCAUAUUAUAUGAUAGUUGGUCUAGCUUCGCCUAGCGUACUCUAGUUGUUAUACACGAAUUAAAGGAAAACCCCGCCCCCGGAAAAGGUGUUGAACCAGUUUAGCUAAAUCACCAGCUCGCCGUACUCAUACAUUAUAAAAGACGAAUAUAGCUGUUUUAUAUCGAAUCGACAUUAUAUUAAAGUAUCGCUAUCGCAAGGAUAUCGUUCGUAGGAAGAUAGAAAAAAAGCGAGAGAGUAAAGAUGGAAAAAAUAGAAGAAGAUGAUGAAAUGAAGGGAGUGAGCGACUAAAGCCAUAAUCUAUUUUUAUCACAAUGUACUAAGUAAGGAAGAGGAAAGAGAGAUAGCAGCAAAAAAAGGAGAAUAACUGAAAUAUCAUCCUCAAGAAUGCCAAAGAUGUUACCAACUUUUCUAGCGCGAUGAAAACCACUCAAAUGAUCAAAUCAUUUAAAGCUUUAUCGAACGUAAACACACAACACAAGCGAACAAGAGCAAGUCAACAGCAACAUUCAAACGGUUUGUAGCGAACGGGUCCGUUUCUUCCGUUUCAGUUUUUAAAUGUCGAUUUAGUUAUGCAUUACCUCGAUAGUUCUACUGAUGAGUAUUAAAAGUGUGUGUGUGUGGAUUGCGUUACUCGUAUGGUUUAGCGUACCCCUGAAGCGUUAUGUUUUACAGUGCUGUUUAUUAAAAGGGGGGAAAAUACUGUGUUAACUAUUAUCGCUCAUCGGGGUGAUAACCGUUGGGGAGGAAAGAAGAAAGACUCGUGGCACGAAAUGGGACAGUGAUUGAUAGUGUAAUAAAAUACUGAUUUUUCUUCGUUCUUGGUUCAA
Molecule: messenger RNA, 10345 nt
Organism: Anopheles stephensi (Asian malaria mosquito)
Lineage: Eukaryota; Metazoa; Arthropoda; Insecta; Diptera; Culicidae
Gene: rdgC
Product: serine/threonine-protein phosphatase rdgC
Exons: 11
Coding region: 585-3092 (835 amino acids)
Cellular component (GO): cytosol; nucleus
Molecular function (GO): protein binding; protein serine/threonine phosphatase activity; calcium ion binding
Source: RefSeq, a predicted model, not a curated record